Alosa sapidissima (American shad) is the source of this 5944-nucleotide messenger RNA. RefSeq names its product frizzled class receptor 9a (gene fzd9a). Gene Ontology annotation, biological process: non-canonical Wnt signaling pathway; canonical Wnt signaling pathway. Bases 3730 to 5505 code for a protein of 591 amino acids. Gene Ontology annotation, molecular function: Wnt-protein binding; Wnt receptor activity. Lineage: Eukaryota; Metazoa; Chordata; Actinopteri; Clupeiformes; Clupeidae. The record is from RefSeq and is a predicted model, not a curated record. The transcript has a single exon. Gene Ontology annotation, cellular component: plasma membrane.
GUUUGUGUGUGUGUGUGUGUGUGUCUGUUUGUGUGUGUGUGUUUCUUUGACACACAUUCACUCACACACACUCAGACAUAUGAAGAGCUAGUGCUUAUCCAAAGUUAGGCUUGCAUCAACAAAACAUGGGAAGUCUAAAUGAAAUUCUUUGCACGAGUUCGCCUAGGGAUUAGGGAAGUGGGAUCACCCGUUUCAGUUUGUGUAAAUCUGAAACGUUGUUCAUUUUUAUGUCCAGGGAGCUUGAUUUGGGCAGGCACACAGAGGAAAGAGAGGUAUGGCAUUUUUUUUUCUGCGGGGAGUGGGGGGACCAUUUCACAAAAGGUCCAUGCAAUAACUCUAGCCAUUUAUUUUUUUAAAUUCCUGCAAGCAUUUGCUUUCCUUGGCAUCACACAUUCUGUUCAUAGUUUGGACAUGGCUGACUGAUGCUGGCGGGUGCCAGAAUCCUGCUCUGAGAACUGGAGUCAGUCGCGGGUGGAGACACAGGCCUCUUAGAGGCGGCUCUAGAAAAAGGAGCAUUCAUGAACAAGCUCCGUAGUGCUCUCGCACACACGGUCGGCCAUAAGGGUCACUGGGCCGCCACACCGACCUGAUUGAGAAUGCAGAUGUGUUUCCGCAAGGACAACAUUGGCCACUCCGCUUACACGGCCCUCACUUUUUGUCUCAAGUAGCCUACCACUGACAUAGUGAACUUGUCUCGCUUGGACUUAACUGAGUUGGUCACACAAUGUUGAGAGAGAUAUGGACCUUGAGGCCUCUGAGGGUGUUAUAAACAGCUUUGGGGUUGCUUUGAAGUAAUGCACUAUAGUUUAGACAGCAGACCCAGUGAGUGUCAAUCUCGAGACGAGUGUUGCAAGAAGUGUGAAGUGAAACUACUGGUAAGAAACAAUGCGUUUAACAGUUCUUCUUGCAGCCAAAUAAACAGGCACAUUUGUUUUCACAGAGAAGAGCGCCAAGUUAUGACUGUGUUAUUUGGAACUUGUCGCGUGGACUGUUUUUUAAGGCAGCUGUUUCCAGCCUACCAACGUGUCUCCCACGACAGCAGAAAACUCCGCUUCACCUCCCCUGGAACUCGUCAGUGCGGGGACAUGUGCAAUUCUGUUUGGGCUGCCCGUGUAGUGACCGUUUGUGUCGCCAAAACGGAACCUCUGCUUUCCCCUUCUCGUUUCUUCAUGCUCUUCUCUGGCUAUUCAGGUUAACGAGUCCACUGAGAAGAUGCCUGGAAGUUCAAUAACACACUCAUGUUCGUGGAAAAAAAAAACUGUCUCGGCCGUCCUGCUCAUGCCUACAAUUGUAACUUUGACUGAUUGCUCUUGUAGAUGUGGUUUCUUCCUUUUUUUUAAAGUCUCUCCCCCCUAUUCAGCAAGCACAAAGAAUGGGCCCAUUCAUAGUGGGCUGAGGGAGACUUGUGGUCGAAUAGGUGGAAAACGCUGCUUAAACAUCUCCCUGCGCCAAAACAAAAACACCCGCCAAAAGAGAUCCUAUUUCAUUUAUAUGAGCAGGAAAUUGACCUGUUGGGGGAGAAGGAGGAGGGGUGGUUGGAGACGACAAAAAAACACAGGGAGCUGAUCUCGGAUUUGGAGAUUUUGUGGGAAUGUGACAAGUUAGGCAUACCUCUGGAGUGCUUGGCUGGCCACUGUGUGUUUUGUUGAAGGGGGGGGGGGGGGUGCUCUUGGGUACUCUCUCCCUCCCAGACACCCGUACUCAGGGGAUUGUGUUCUCCUGUCCCUGACUGCUUUGCAUGAGAAUGGACAGAGACUGGGAAGGACAGCGGUGAUGGGAGAGGAGCAGGUGCGACUGUCCUCCUCCACCCACCACCACCCCUGCCAUGCCCUGAACCGGACGGCCCCAGAAUCAGGUCCCAUCAGCCCAUUAGGGAACGAGCCGUCGUAGCCUUCAGGAAGCCCCUGGAGGAGGGGCACCUGCAUUGUGUGUGAGGGUGGGUAAGAUGACACCGACAUGGACAGGUUACUACAUGUACUUUUUGUGACAGACAAGGCCAAUCAGAGUGAUGGUGGUCUAUUAUAAAAUUAAACCAUGAUGUUGUAUUAAUUGCUGCACUACAAAGUAAUUGAUUUGGCUAUAUCUUAUCUUAAAUAGAAUAUUCUCCAUUCUAAAUAUUUAAAACAGUGUAUUGUACAGGGUGUAUACCAUGGAAGAGAGCAUAACAAUUGAAGACAUGCAUGACAAAAAAUGACCAUGAAUGUGAUGGAAAUUAAUGUAUACUGGCUGAUACUGUAAAUGACUGACCAUAAAAAUGGUCAGAUAGUGUCCUGGAGGUGCUACUUGUUGUCUGGCCACUAGAUGGGAACAGUAUCACUCCAUUCUUCCAGUCAUUGUAGUCAUAAACAUCAAUUAAGGAAUCCAUGGUGUAGCCUAUAUUAUUAGGUAUUUGGAUAAACAAGAACAUUUUAAAUGCAUUAUAUAUCACUAUUAAUUUAUUUGAUUUCUAAAAACUCACUUCCUUUUCUUACUCCCCCCACCCCUGCACAUAAACUAAUCUUUGUAGGCUAUGAAACGAAAUAGGUAAGCCUACGUGAUCUGACAUGCAUUCAUGCAUAAUCCAGACAGAAUGGAAAACACUGUAAACUGAUUAGGCCAUAUGCAAGCCAUAACCUAGGCUAUGAUUUAUUCUUUACAGAUGAUGACAAAAUUAUCUCAAACUUCAUAGCAUCUCACCAAUAUACCUUUCUGACCAUAUUCCAAACAAUAGCUUUAGACUAAUAGGUGAAUCAUCUGUCCCCUCUCUUAAUCCUUGGUCCACUGAAUAAAACACAAAGGACUAUUUUCCCCAAUCCUCCAAGAGUAUUAAAAACCAGUUUCAUUUUUUACAUGAAGCAAUGCAAGCCAAGCGCUAAAGGCACGCAAUAAUGGAAUUGGGCAAACCUUUAAAUUCACACCUCCCCCGAAAAAUAAAGAUAGUCCUUCGAGCUCACUGUUCAAGCGACUGUACAAGAAAUAUAUAAAAAAUCGAAUUGAAUUACAUUAAAGGCGGGGCAAAGCAAGUCCGUCACCACACUCCGCCUGUUUCAGAAGAUACACAGAGAGGAGAGGAGAAAGUUAGGAGUCCUCGCGCUAUGAACGGAACGAAAGGGGUACUCUACUGGCUUAUCCGAGCACACUAGAGAAAUUGUGGCAGCAUGUUAUGCACAAAUUAUGCCAGUAUAGUCUGUUGUUAAACUUUAACGAGUUGCUGUCUAAAUGUUCGCCGGAAACCAAGGAUCGCAGGACUUCAACGGCCAAUAAGGACUUGUUUUGUUUGACCACCGAUUUUAAUAUGCGUGCUACCGGUGCUGUAUUGGUUUUCCCUUCGCCACUCCAUACAACGUGGUCCCAGCGCGGCUUCAGCAAAAAAACUACAGAAACACCGUAGUCCAAAAUUACCAAUAUCUCGAAACUGUUUGUCUUUUUUCGUUUCUUUUAAUUUCAUGAAUAAGCAUUGCACAGAGGAUUAAUACUAUUUGCAAACUUCCGUAACUGGACUAAAAGUUUUGAUUGAUUUGUACCUGUCAUGGAUAUACCAUUUUUGUCAAGGACAUAAACACCUCCUAUUCUAGACCUCAGACGGCCACAUGGAACAUUAAUUCUGCAAUACCACACAAGUAAAAAUCUUGAUUUUAAAUUUCAGACAAAUGUGAUUGUUAUCUUUUCCCUAAGAUGCAUAAUUUGCUAAGGGAUAGCAUGUCAUGCAGUAUGUAACAAUUCUAUCAUCCCAUUUUGUCCUGAAACACUAUGGGGGACUUACAUGUGAAGACUGUGAUUUUAUUCUGGUGUCCACUUGUAAUUGUUGGAUCAACGCUGGAAAUUGGAGCCUAUGACAUCGAACGAGGGCGACCAGCAAAAUGCGAGCCCAUCACCAUCCCCAUGUGCCAGGGCAUCGGCUAUAACAUGACGAGGAUGCCCAACUUCAUGAAAUACGAGAGUCAGGUCGAGGCGGGCAUCAAGCUGCUAGAAUUUGCCCCUCUGGUGAAGUACGGCUGUGACGUGCACCUCCGCUUCUUUCUCUGCUCGCUCUACGUGCCCAUGUGUGCUGACCAGGUGUCCAACACCAUCCCCGCCUGCCGGCCCAUGUGCGAGCAGGCACGCCAGCGUUGCUCACCCGUCAUGGAGCAGUUCAGCUUCGGCUGGCCCGACUCGCUGGACUGCUCGCGGCUGCCAACCAAGAACGACCCCAACUCCCUGUGUAUGGAGGCGCCCGAGAACGACACCAAGCCUGAGGGGAAGAAGGGGGAGGGCAUGCUUCCGCUGCCCCCCAGGCCCAGGCCACCGGGCACCGGGGCAGGAGUUGGGGGUUCAGCUGGCGGGGCCUCCACUUCCGCUGGCCUGGGCUCGUGCGCCAACCAGGAGAAGUUCCAGUACGUGGAGAAGAGCCGCUCGUGCGCGCCACGCUGCGCACCCACCGUCGACGUCUUCUGGUCGCGCCAGGACAAGGACUUCGCCUUCGUGUGGAUGGCCGUCUGGUCCACACUCUGCUUCGUCUCGACCGCCUUCACCGUGCUCACCUUCCUCCUGGACCCGCAGCGCUUCCAGUACCCCGAGCGGCCCAUCAUCUUCCUCUCCAUGUGCUACAACGUCUACUCGGUGGCCUUCAUCAUCCGCUCGGUGGCCGGCGCCGAGAACAUCGCCUGCGACCGCGAGAAUGGCGAGCUCUAUGUCAUCCAGGAGGGCCUGGAGAGCACCGGCUGCACGCUUGUCUUCCUCAUCCUCUACUACUUCGGCAUGGCCAGCUCCAUCUGGUGGGUCAUCCUCACGCUCACCUGGUUCCUGGCUGCUGGACGCAAGUGGGGCCACGAAGCCAUCGAGGCACACAGCUCCUACUUCCACAUGGCUGCCUGGGGCCUGCCGGCCAUGAAGACCAUCGUCAUCCUCACCAUGAGGAAGGUGGCGGGAGACGAGCUGACGGGGCUCUGCUACGUGGGCAGCAUGGACGUGACGGCGCUGACCAGCUUCGUGCUGGUGCCGCUGGCCUGCUACCUGGUCGUGGGCACCUCCUUCAUCCUCACGGGCUUUGUGGCGCUCUUCCACAUCCGCAAGGUCAUGAAGACGGGCGGCACCAACACGGAGAAGCUGGAGAAGCUCAUGGUCAAGAUCGGCGUCUUCUCCAUCCUCUACACGGUGCCGGCCACCUGCGUCAUCAUCUGCCUCUUCUACGAGCGCCUCAACAUGGACUACUGGCGCUACCGCGCGCUGGAGGGCAAGUGUGUGGCUUUCCCCGGACGCCGGAGCGAGGACUGCUCGCUGGACGCCUCCGUGCCCACCGUGGCCGUCUUCAUGGUCAAGAUCUUCAUGUCGCUGGUGGUGGGCAUCACCAGCGGCGUCUGGGUGUGGAGCCCCAAGACGCUCCAGACCUGGCAGGGCCUGUGCAACCGCAGGCUGGCUGUGCGCGGCUCCAGGAAGGCCUGCAACAGCGUCAGCUGCAGCAGCUCGCACUGCUACUACAAGCCGUCCACGGUGGCGUUGCACAUGUCCAAAACAGACUCUUACCUAGAGAGCCCCACACACGUCUGACAGUGGAGGCUAAAGCUUCCACCAUGUUCUUGUAUGUCCAGUGCCAAAAAGAAGGGAGCGUGUUUAUUUUUUUUGUCCUCUAAAGACAUCAUUGCUCUGCAUUGACUGCAUUUGAUGAUUUCAAAGUAGGGAAGGCAGGCAAAAUCACCCACAGGCAGACAUAAAGGGAGUAUACGUAUGAACAUCAUCUGAUAGACUGCUUGUUUGUGGUGAGCAACUGUAUAGGAUGUAUACAAGGUAUUCAUGUUUGUUUGGUGUUUUCUCCCUCUCAGACUUCACCAGCUGGUUAACUUAUUGUUUUGAGUAUUUAUGUGCAGACCCCAAUAGGUGUUGCUGUAUGUAUUGUAUCGUAUUGUAUAUGAGCACUUACUGAAAGAAUAUAACAACUAAAGUGUUUUUAAAGAAGUCAUAUUUUUCCUAAAUAAAAUACAGUAAUGUA